Messenger RNA from Amphimedon queenslandica, 501 nucleotides. RefSeq lists its product as uncharacterized. The record is from RefSeq and is a predicted model, not a curated record. Gene Ontology annotation, molecular function: nucleic acid binding. Lineage: Eukaryota; Metazoa; Porifera; Demospongiae; Haplosclerida; Niphatidae. The transcript is spliced from 2 exons. Bases 1 to 501 code for a protein of 166 amino acids.
AUGGUUAUUGAGGUACAACAGAGAUGUGAGUUUUUGAGAAUUCUUCAUUUUGUUGAUAACACUGGUGCCGACGGUAGAGACUCCAUGAGGAAGCUUGCCUAUAGUCUUAAACGAAAGCUUGCUGUAGCAACAAAACUGUUAGUAACAGGCAAUUGUGUUUCAGCAAAUGUUGGAAUGUCUCAAAAUGGAAUCAUAGAUUUCUAUGCUACAACACCUACAGUAAAUAAUGAUACCUUUCUAAAGUUUGUUCAAGAUUGCUUUAUUUUCCUACUCAAGCCUUUCAAUGGAAUUAACAAUCACAGCACAGUGGUGCUGGAUAAUUCGUCUAUUUACAAUGUUGACAAUGUUGUUGAUGCCAUACAGUCAACUGGAGUUUUAGUGCAGUUCCUUCCUCCAUACAGUCCAGAUAUAAACCAGAUUGAAAACGCAUUUACAUGUAUCAAAUCUUCACUAAAAAUCACAAAGAUACUUGGAAAGACCUGGAUACUGAAACUCAAGUGA